UAAAGCUCCCACUACCAAUCCCCCUCCAUUCUUUAACACCCCAAGAAUAUUUGGCCAACAAAGUCCCCUACAACUUAAGUCUUAAGUCACAAGAUCUACAAAGAAGAUAUCAGAAAUUUAAGAUGAUCCAAGAACUGUUUGGCGGUGCAGGCCUUAGUAACAUAGCAGGAGGAGGAGAGAGGAAAUUAAUCUCCAUUCAUGGUGGUACAACUUCUUCUCCUUCUCUUUCUCCUUCACAAUCUCCUUCUUCUUCCACAACUACUACAACCACCGCGACCGCCACGACGACUACGACUACAGGUGAGAACUUGAGAUGCCCGAGAUGCGAUUCUUCCAACACCAAAUUCUGCUACUACAACAACUACAACCUUACUCAGCCCCGCCACUUCUGCAAGACCUGCCGCCGCUACUGGACAAAAGGAGGAGCUCUCCGGAAUGUCCCAAUUGGCGGUGGCUGCAGAAAAAACAAGAGUGCUACCGUGUCAACGACUCCCAUAGGCAAGGCCGCCUCGGGGAAGUUGAAAAUGGUGGCAUCGGAAAUUGGAAGGUCAGGAUUCAGCGGGGGGUUCGACAACGAUGUCCAAGCAAGCCCAAUACUAUGGGGCUCCCCUCAGAAUUCUCAUUUACUAGCCCUACUAAGAGCCAGUCAUCAAAAUCAAAACCCUAACCCUAACCCUAAUCCUGUAUGCAAUUCUGUAAAUGUGAAGGAAGAGGGGGCUAUGAAUAUGAUUGGAUCCCACAUGAUGACCACUGAGCCAGCAAUGAGCACUGCUCGAACUCUGGGGUUGGAUCCAGUGUGCCAGGCUCCUUCACUUGGUCUGUGCAGCUCUUUCUGGAGAAACAACAACCAAAAUCAACAGCCUCCACACCACCACAACCAACAAAACGGCUUCCCAGUUGGUCAUGAGGUGCAAAGCAAUAUUGGAAUUCAAGAACUGUUUCAGAGGCUAAGAUCAUCGUCGUCGUCAUCAUCAGGAGGUUAUUAUUCUGAUCAUUUAAAUAAUGUGGUUAUGUCAUCUUCUUCUUCUACAUCCUCCAUUUUGGAUUCAACUCCGGCUGUUGGUGGCGGCGAAAUGGGCUACUGGAACCCGGCAUUUACAGCCUGGUCGUCAGAUCUUCCCACAACCAACGGUGCAUAUCAUUAAGCCUUUUGUUAAGGGGAUUUUUAAAUUUGUGUUAGCUAGCUAGGUUCUUUUUUUUACUUUU
Prunus dulcis (almond) is the source of this 1206-nucleotide messenger RNA. Its product is annotated as dof zinc finger protein DOF3.7-like. The transcript is spliced from 2 exons. Gene Ontology annotation, molecular function: DNA-binding transcription factor activity; DNA binding. The record is from RefSeq and is a predicted model, not a curated record. The coding region runs from base 123 to 1145 and encodes 340 amino acids. Lineage: Eukaryota; Viridiplantae; Streptophyta; Magnoliopsida; Rosales; Rosaceae. Gene Ontology annotation, biological process: regulation of DNA-templated transcription.